UCCACCUGAGAGAAGGCUCAGUGAGACAGAAAACAGCAGCAUGAAUCAGAGUGUCAGUGACAGAAGGUGCAGUGAUGCCAGUUCACUUUAUAUGGAUCUCUCCAGACUUGUGACCUGGGCACACAGUCAUGGGACCAUAUGUAAUCAAAUCCCAGCCUUGGAAAUUGUGGAGAACAUAGGUCAUCCUAGCAGGGACAAUUCUGUUCUGUGGAUGUGUGCAGCUGGACAUGCGUAUCGCUGGCAGUGUGAAAGAGUACACAUCAGAAGCAGAGAAGAGAAUGAGGCUGUAGAAACGAGAAAGAGGAGAGUAUCUUCUGAGGCUUCAUCAAGGGAAGCUAAUUUAGCUGAAAAGAGGUUCAGGAUGACCCCAUCUUUUGAGAGGGCUAAAUCAGACACUGUUAGCACAGGGUCACAUAGCAGAUCUCCGUGGGUCACUCAGCAGAAAGAUGACACAGCCUGCAUAAUACAUAAUGAACCACCACCCAGACAAAAUCGAAAAAGUAGCAAAUCCAUGAAAUCACACUUCGCAGCAGAGCAGCAUUUGUCAUUAUCUGGUGGUGAAGUCAGAACUGACAGACAUAAGGUGAAGCUAGACAGCAUCGAAGAUCUACAAAUCAUCUCUGAUGAAGAACAUUGUGUAUCAGAUGAAGACAACCAAGGAAACAGAAUCAACCAGAAUAUUCUGUCAGAAUCACAAAAUAAAGGUGUAACUGCUGAGGUAGACUUGCAAAUGCAUCGCAGUCAGAACACAGCAUUUAAUAAGCCGACAGCUACCCAAACAUCUGGCUUUGACCCCCCAGGAAAGCCACCCCUGACUCUUGCCUGCAUUCUAAAAUCCCCCGUCAGCCAUCAGGAGAGCCUGGACAGAAGCUUCUUGAGGUUAGGUCCUCUUAAUCCUGCAGGGUUCAUGACUGAAACCUCUAGAGCAAGAAAUUCCUCUGGGUCAGCAACACCAAAAGAACAUUUAAAAUCUGUUCCUGUCUCCAACAUUGAAGCAAAGGCCCAACUUGUGUCACCUGCCUCCGUGACAUUAUUUGAGUUUGAAGCCACUUUAGAUGUCCAGCAGCAACUCCAGCUGAGCCCUCCCGAGUGUGGCACACCAGGAAUAGACUUAAGUGGGAGCUUUACUGAAAACCCUGUUGAGGAGAGUGAACCGUCAGGAUCUGGGCAUGCACCUCAUCUUUCAGCCUCAUUGAGUCCAGAGGGCAACAACGCAGACCAUCCAGCUGCAUCUCCAAACAAAAAUGCGUUGAAGAAGUGGGAGAAAAAGAGGAACCGUAACACUAGCGAUAUUAAAGUUUUCAAAGACUGGCUGAUUUUACACUGCCCUUCUGAAAUACGUGAGAUCUAUAUGCUACCACCCGAAGACCUCGAUAAUUACCUGGCCUCGUUCUACAGUUCCGCAAAGAGACAGAACGGCAUGGAUUUUUCCUCCAGAUCUUUGCACAUCUUUCAGAGCAACAUAGAGAGAUACCUCAAGGAUCACAACUAUGAGUACAGCGUGGUUAAAGGGCUGGAAUUCAGAGCAGCUCAGGACGCCUUUAAACUAAAGUAUCAGCACCUAUCGCAUCAAAAGAGCGAGGGAGAGUGGAGUAUUUUGGAGAACCUGACAGAUGAAGAUGUGGCAAAUCUUCGUAAGAAGGGACUUUUAAGUAAGAUGCACCCUCAUGGCUUUUUGCACCUCAUGUUCACAAAUAUCAUUAGGGGGUUUGGGGCACGUACACACAGGCAGAGCAAUAAUCUGUACUGGGGACAGCUUGUGCUAAAAAAGCAUGAGGGAGAGCUGGAGUACUUGGUGUGGAAGGAUGAUCUGAGAGCAGAGGUAGACGUGGGGGAAUUGGGUCCACGUCGUCUCUGUGCCAAGCCAGACAAUCCAGAUAGCUGUCCGGUCGCAGACUACAAGGAGUACGCCAAGAGGCGGCCCCUGGACAUGCUUCACGACUACGACCCGCUGUAUCUGGCUCCCAAGCCUCUGUGCUCCAUAUGGGACCAGGUAUGGUACUGUAGAAAGCCAGUGGCAAAAGCCAGACUGGAAAAGAUCUUGAAAGCUAUUAUCCAGCAGGUCAAACAACCUGUGAAGAAGUCCAAAAAAAUAAAGGUAACCACUUAGUUUCUGCUGUGCCACUAUUUGGUAGGAGUAUGUUUCAAAGCAGUCUGCAUAAGGUUCAAGUGGCAAUAGUUAGUAUAGGCUGAGGAGAGCAUCCUUCUCUUUGGUUUCACCUUAGAACAUAAGUCAUCUACAAAUUUGUAUCACCUUAGCGUUCAGGUUAAGUGAAAAAUUUCUAUUGUUCUUUAUAUUAAUGGAAUUGAUAGUUCAGUAAGUUAGAUAAAAAUGAGAAUUUUAGGUUUCACAUUUGUAAAACCAGUUAAUAUUCUACAGUAUUAAUAAUUACAUGAUAAACCACCUAAUGUUAACAUGGAGAGGGCUUGGUAGCUGAAUAGCCUGGCUGCACUUAUAUUUGGGGGAGCUGACACCUGUACCCAGCAUUUAGUCUGUAGUAUAAGCCUACGGUAAAAAGAGAAAUAACAGGAAUUAGUUCUGGAGUGGAAGAACGAUGAAAUGCCACAGUUGCCAACUGCUAAUCCCUAUCUCAUGGGAAUGCUUUCAACAAGGUUUAUGUAAUUUUUCUUAGUGAAAGAUUUGUAGAUUUAAGAAGUUGUGUGUUUUAAAAAGUUAUUUUAAAUGGCUCAUAGUGUUGAAAGGUUUUAUGGGGAGCGCUUUCCCCGGAGUGCUAAAUAUAGCUACAUAAAUACACUUUGGUAGAUGUAGUCAACUUCUUUCAGCUGUUCAAGUCUUGUGCAGUCAAUAUGCUCUCUUGCAGUCCAGUCAAGUUGUCAGGUUGCAUUGUUGGCACAACCCAAUAAAAGAACAUUUUACUCA
Messenger RNA from Tyto alba (common barn owl), 2881 nucleotides. RefSeq lists its product as uncharacterized. Bases 41 to 2110 code for a protein of 689 amino acids. NCBI's taxonomy places the organism in Eukaryota, Metazoa, Chordata, Aves, Strigiformes, Tytonidae. The transcript is spliced from 3 exons. The record is from RefSeq and is a predicted model, not a curated record.